Drosophila kikkawai is the source of this 3500-nucleotide messenger RNA. The record is from RefSeq and is a predicted model, not a curated record. NCBI's taxonomy places the organism in Eukaryota, Metazoa, Arthropoda, Insecta, Diptera, Drosophilidae.
GGGCUCCUUCUGCUUCUUCUUCUUCAUUCUCCUUCCUCCUUCCUGCUCUUUUCUUAGCGUUUGCGCGACGUCUUCGGAGUUUCUGAGUUUUAGAGGUGUUUUAAUAAGGAAGUGAUCUUUCUUUUAGAAAACGCGAUUUCCGAGUGAUAAAGACGUUUUGAAAGGAAGGCUGGACCGCUUGUGAACGUUUCUCCAUAACUUUUGAAGCAGAAGAAAAAAUCAAAAUGUCUGACUGGGAAGACGAGCCUACGACAGCUGGCGGUUCUGGCGAUCAGCCUGCCAAGACUCAAACGAAUGUUUCCGGAUGGAGUGACGAUGAGGGCAAUGAUAACAAGAACAGUGGAGGCGGAGAAAGGGGCGGCUAUCGCAGGGGAGGUGAAAAUUCAGACCUCAAUUUAGCCACGGAGCUACCGCCAAUCCCGCCAAUUGGUUGUAGUGAGGAUGUUUUGAACGAUUUCAUAGACCGUCUUGAGCUCGACAAAAACAACACAACUCUGGAUGAGGUGCGAGAGCUGAGGGACUACUUGUUUACAGCUUUCAAGGAUUUGGUUAUCUCUCAGUGGGCUAACAUCGAGAGCCUAGAUCAAGAAGAACGUGAUCGAAAAGUACAAAAAAUGCGCACAAUGGCUGCCCAGAUGGAUAGCUUAAUUAUGGACGUAAGUAGACUUCUGGACGAGACUGAAUUGGGAACAUCACAAGAGCACGAUGCAUUUGUUCAGUUGAAACAAAUGGGCAUUCAUUGGGAAGAAAAUGGCCCGAAUUUGGAUACGAGGGAAACAGUUCUUCCGCAAACAACUCGGUCGAGAAAAUCACGCCAUGCUAAAAAGACUGUAGGUCGGGCUCUCCAUGAAGUGAUGUCGAUUACAGAUAUUUACGAAAACGGCCGUCGCCUGGACGAAGAACCACAAAGUGAAGAUGCUGCAAGUACAUCGCAGGAAAGCUACACGGAGGUGCCUGCAUCCGAGACGCCUCAAACCUAUGGCUCUUCCAGAUUUUCACAAAAUGUAAGCGGAGGUCUUCUAAACUGCCACAAAAUGAAGGAAGUAAAGUAUGUAGACAUACUACAACUGUCCAGAAGCGUGCCCUGGCCAAUUGCCCCACCUUUUGUUUGGCCAGUUUACCCGAAAUCCUACUAUAGAAUCCAUGCUUUUACCGAACGACCAAUGAAACGGACCAGGGAGCCACCACAAACUGGCAACCGAGGACCAAACAACACGAAUAGCAUACAGGCAAGCAGACAAAUUGAUGUGGCUAGGCACCACCGCUCCCAUAACCAGGACCUGGAAACACCGGACGGAGCUUAUUUUAGUCGAUACGGUGCGACCCGUGAUGAGGAGGCCGCGUGGUCAGCCGCUGGCGUAGUAGCGGCUGAGCCAGCAUCAUGGAGCACACCGAUAAAACGACACAGCGAGCUUGGCUUGUCGUUACCUUCAAAAUUGAACUUGUCAAUGUUUUUUGACGAAGAAUUAACAACGCCAGCAGGAGCUCCACCUAUGCCGCCAGAGUUUCCAUUGGGGUCAGUUGCCGACAGCGGCGCUGUAACGAUGAUGACAUGUGAUAAUGAGGAAACUGCUAUCGUCGGACCUGCUGCUCCAUCUAUUUCGGAGGUGACUUCCGGCCGCCCGGGAGGAGGUACACCGGCCUCUACGCCACUGCAUAGUUUCCGACCCCUGCUACCGGUCAUCAACGAGGAACAUCAACCUAGGAUGCUGGAACUGACAAUUAACUCACCCACAUCUGGAGGGGCAACCUUGGCAGAGCCACCGGCUAUUCCCUCUUCUUCGGGCAGGCAAGGCCGUGACUGGAAUUCGAUAUUUCGUCCCCGCGAUGAAAUUAUUAAUUAUUCUGAAGGAUCGGCUAUGCCCAGGAGGGCGGUACAGAGGCCUCGUCGUCGGCGUCGUGUACGCAUUCCAGCAAGAGAUGCCAAUAACGUGGAAACGCCACAAGAUCGAAUUCAAGGAGAGGAGCAAGUGGUGGCCACAAUAAGCAGUCAAGAGAUAACCCAAAAUUUUAUGGCACAAUUACUACAAAAAGCUACAGAGGCUGUUGGUUCUUCACAACAAACAAUAAAUGCUUUACGAUUAGCGACUUCAGCUUCAGCAAAUCCAACAACAAGCGGCAAGAAUCCGGUACUGGAUCAGAUGGAACCACGAGAAAUUGAAAAAAAUAAUGAAACUGCAGAACCUUCCGUGUCCAGGAGUCAAAUAAGUGAUGAGUUGAUCUUUCAACAGCCAAGAUGUCACUUGGAAGACACUACUAUAGCUAAUGCUACUAAGGAAGUACCGCAACAACCUUCCCUGGAACUAGAGACUUUUGCAGUUCCUCCUGGACUUAGUCAUACAAUUUCCCAAGAAAAAAUAGCAGAGUUGGAUACAACUAUCGAUAUAUCGAAUAUAUCGGCUUUAAAUUUGGAGCCACCUUGUUUCCCAACGAUAGAGCCCAUGGAAAUUGACCAUCCAGCUGCACAAGGGGAUCCAUCAAUCAUCAGUUUGGCUAAUUUAAGCUUACCAAAAGAUACAUCAAUUACUAGUUCGGCUGAUGUAGGCGCACACGCCAUUGUAACGGAUGUGCAGAUAUUAAGGGGGCCGAAGGCGAUGGCAACAUCGUCGCGCCAUCUCCCUGACGAUACAUCCAAUUUAACCAUAAGAGUAGUAGAUCCGUCUGCAAUUGGAUCUAAUGGUGGGGUGGCUUCCGAGCUUGUAGAGUUGGAGAAUUCUCGAGCAGAAAGUUCUCUAUAUAAUCGGGAAUCAGUAGAAGACUUGAAUUAUAUUGUGCAGCAUGUGGAUAUGCUGCGUCUAAAUAUCGAUCGCCAAAAGGAAUUGUCUUUGACUACAGAGUGCCCUGAAUCGCCGUCUAAACGGUCAAUGCCUGCCGUCAAAGUCUACGAUCACAAAAUCUUUUUAAACAUACCCGAAGCAAAGAUUCGUAUUCUUCACAAGAUACUCGGUGCUAUUGUUAUGCAUCCUCAGGUUGAUAUGCGAAGUGCUGAUUUUGUUGGAAAUCGCAUGGAUGUGUCGGUGACGUUUCGGGUGUUGCACGAUCUGAAGGCGGCCAACAUUGUAAAUCUUAGCAACGAUGAUCGAAUUUUUUCCCUAAAGUAGCGCAUAAAAAGCAAGGAUUACAAGAAUAGAUUGUGUUGUUAACAUAAUGCAUAUAUAUUUUAUGUUCGUAUGAGUAAGAAAAAAAGAAACGUUGGUUGUUUUAAAUUACGUUUGAACACAAUAGUGUAUUCAGAUUUUACUUUUUCCUUGAUGAAUUUUCUUAACGCAAAUAAGAAUAUAUUUUGUAUUUUUCUUUUAAUUACUUAUUAUCUGAAAAUUUAAUGUUUAUGUUGUGCACAUAUUACAAGGAUUUUAGUUGCAUAUGAGUAAAAAGAAAAAACAUUGAUUGUUUUUAAUUUCGUGUAAAUAAAAAGUAUAUUUUGAUGUUACUUUACCCUGAUAAGAAUAUAUUUUGUACUUUUCUUUUUAUUACUAACUUUCAAAUGACAGUUUAUGAUG